AGAUAAAGGACUAUCAGAUACUGAUGGCAGCUCUGUUUAAGAACAUGAUUGACAUAAUUGCAGUCAGCAUGGUACUGAGUGUCUUUGCUCUUCCAGGUAUUUAUGCUGAUAAAUUUAAUGGACACAAAGCGAUUGUCUUCAUUUCUACACCAAAGCCUGUUGAAGCACUGAGUGGAUCUUGCUUGCAUGUGCCAUGUAGCUUCAGAGCUGAACAAGGAAAGUAUGAAUUCAACAGUGCACAAAACACCACUGGAGCAUGGAUUGAAAGUGAUAAAGGAAUCUUUAACAUCAAUCAUGGAGUUAAUAGCGAUCAGAUAAAAAUAACUGGAGACCUGAGUAGGAAAAACUGCACCACUUUGUUCUCUGAUAUAAAGAGAAGUCAAGCAGGUGAAUACUACCUCAGAAUAGAGAAUGGAAACUACAAGGCAACAGCUUGUUCACAAGCUCUUCAGAUACAAGUCAAAGAUUCUCCUUGGCGCCCCAGCAUUAAUAUCCCUGUUGGUGAUCUGAAGGAGCAUCAGUCUGUCACUAUAAGCUGCUCAGCUGUGACUCCCUGUCCACACUCACCUCCUGAACUCACCUGGAAUCUCCAACAAGACUCUGAGAGACAAACAGAGAAAAACACAGAUGGAACCUUUACAACUAAAAUCCAGGAGACCAUCACUCUGUCAGACACACAUGAUGGAUACAACAUCAGCUGUUCUGCCAGAUAUCCUGUGAAUGGAGGAAGCAAGACAGCAGAGACAGAAGUGACUCUCAGUGUUUCAUAUGCUCCUAAAGACACCUCAGCAUCCAUCAGUCCAUCAGGUUUGGUGUCAGCAGGUAGCUGGGUGGAGCUGAACUGCUCCAGCAGAGCCAAGCCUCCUGCCAGCUUCUCCUGGUUCAGGAACAGCACAGAUGGAGCCAUUAAUGUAUCUGUGGGGCAGGUUUACAGCUUCACUGUUACUGAGGAAGGAGAAUAUUACUGUGAGGCUACAAAUGAUCUGGGGACUCAAAGAUCGUCAGUCACCAUUCCUAGUUUUAAAGGAAGAGCUAAUUGGAUUAUCAUCCUUCCAGUGUUCUUUGUCUUUGUGUUGAUCUGCCUGAUGAUCUCCAUAUGGUGGUUUAGGUUUAAACAUCCAACUCCACAACAGACUCAGAGGGAUAACUGCUCAACUUCCAUUUACAACACUGCAAGUCAAACGGGUGUGGAGGUUCAAAUGGCGACCAAUAAUCAAGAGGAAGAACUCCAUUAUGGAGAGGUGAACUUUCAACAAAGACGGCCUGAAACUUCCUUCAGUUUGGUGCGGGAGAGUGGAGAUCAGGAGACAGAGUACACUCAGGUCAAAGUUGGCAAACCAGAGGACAUCUAUGCUCAAGUGAAGAAAAAGUGACUUUUCUUGUAUGAUUGGACAUUUUUUGUCAAUAGAAUGUUCUAUCAUGUUAAUAGACAAACUUCCUUAUCCUCCAUUUUACUUCUUCUUCACUGUGUAAAAUGAUCUCAGAAAUGUUGUCUUCUUCCCCUUUGACAUUUAUAACUCACCAAGGAAGUUCCUGAAAUAAUGUGUGAAGUUCUGUGCAUUUCACACCAUGUGAAUAGGAUGAAAUACUCAUGUUCCAUUCUUUGACAGGAAGCAUAAGGAAGCAUAAGAAUUAAACCUAGUUAAGAUUUCAGGACUCCAAAACAUAAGGUCUUUAUAUUUGAGUAAACUUGCAAACAGUUUAUUUAUGUUCCUUUGAGAGCGACGUCUUCCUUCUCUCUGAUUGACCUUUGAGCUCUUGUCUCCAGAAGUCUAUAGCUAACUAUAGACUUCUGGUAAAUCGGUAAGCAGAGGCUGCAGUUGCUUAGGGGCCCGUGACCUUUUAGGGGCCCCGUCAUUGACACCCGGUUGGCCCCCUAUGCAAGGACCUUAUUUAUACCCCAAGACAAUGCAGAUUUCAGCAUGAUGGUGAGCUGUUUAAACACGACACCAAUAGCAAAGCAGACAGUGGUACUUUUAAUUACUAU
Messenger RNA from Cyprinodon variegatus (sheepshead minnow), 1987 nucleotides. Its product is annotated as sialic acid-binding Ig-like lectin 7. The transcript is spliced from 7 exons. The record is from RefSeq and is a predicted model, not a curated record. The annotation marks the transcript as partial. Lineage: Eukaryota; Metazoa; Chordata; Actinopteri; Cyprinodontiformes; Cyprinodontidae.